Messenger RNA from Rotaria sp. Silwood1, 1710 nucleotides. The record is from the annotation of a GenBank genome assembly. NCBI's taxonomy places the organism in Eukaryota, Metazoa, Rotifera, Eurotatoria, Philodinida, Philodinidae.
AUGACUAGUGCUUUUCUUCUCUUUCUGCUUUACAUACCAGUGAUUUAUGGUACAGCCAGUAAUUCCCUGUCUGAUUGCAAUGCAGUAGCUGCCAAGUUUGACACAACAUGUGGUGGAAUAGCUGCUUCAUCAGUUACAGCUAUGACAGGAGUAAAUGUAACUUGUAGCUCAGGUUUUACGAGUACGACAUGUCCUGGUACCUAUUCUGGUAGUGUAUGCGUUUUUUCACAUAAACUCUGUGUUACAUGUUCUGGAAGUUCACCAGUCACUAUUCGUGUUCAGUCCAACGGAUUACCACGAUAUUGUCCGAACGUUCCUGUUACUCUCGUCGGUACGACUAUUGAUUUUACUGUUAAUUUCAAUCCGGAUGUGAAUAUUAAUUCCCCAGUACAUAAUCCAUCAUCAGCAUCAGCAUUGUAUGGGAUCGUUUGCAACAUUAGCAGCCAAAUGACUGUCCCAUCUGUAUCAAAUUUUGUUUUGAAUUCAGGUUCAGCAUCAGUAUCAACACUUGCUGGUGUCAGCAUUGAUGGAGUAUCCAUCGAAAAUGUCAAUAGUGCAAAUAAUGUGGAUCCUUUUUAUCCACCAGAUGUUACGUUAACUGAAAGGGUAGAUGCAUGUUUAGGACAUCCAAACUUUCAGAGUGUGUACCAUUAUCAUAUGGCAUCAGGAUGCGCAGUGAAUCGACCUUCGGGUAGUAUUUCUUCGUGUACUGGUACAACUGCCUGUAAUACAAAUGUUUCUAAUUAUGGGAUUUCAUUAUUCAAUAACAACCGCAACCUAACAGUGAUUGGAGUUGCCAAAGAUGGACAUGUAAUCUACGGACCAUAUUAUUCGUCAGGCUCUGAGGCUGCAGAACAAGGAUUACAUAUGGAUGAUUCUCGAUUUGGUUUCAUUAUUAUGGAUACGAAUGAAGCUUUGUUUGGCGUAUUACAUGGCAAUGUUCGAGAUAUAACUAUGAAAUUUUCAGUUAAUUUACCAAAAAAGCGUAGACACGGUGGUGCAAGCUCAAUUCGAUUUGCCCGACUUCGAAUAGAAAAACGACGAAACUACAUACGAAAAGUAUCUGAAACGGCUGUACAAUGCUUCAUUACUGAUGAUAAAGUAAAUGUUGAUGGAAUCAUACUCGCAAAUGUAGCCGACUUCAAUAGUGAACUUCAUCAAACUGAUGUGUUUGAUCCCCGUAUUCAAGCAAAAAUUCUCCAGCAAGUCACUAUUAUCUAUGGUGGUGAGAUUGGUUUCAAUCAAGCGAUCGAAUUAGCUAGUGAAACGCUUGGAAACAUCAAGUUUAUACAAGAGAAAAAAAUUCUUUCUCAGUAUUUUGAUGAAGUAUGUAAAGAUUCCGGUCAAUAUUGCUGCGGUCUAGAAGAUACACUGAAAAAACUGGAAAUAGGUGAUAUAGAAACGUUGAUCAUUUGGGAAAAUUUCGAUGUAACGCGUUAUAUUUUACGUAAUAAUCAAACAGAAGAAAUGAAAACUCUCUAUUUACGGUCUAAUCAAGAAAAGGAAAAAUCUUAUUUUCAAGAUAAGGAUACAGGCAUGGAACUGGAGCAAAUCGAACAAAUACGAUUAGUAGAUUGGUUUGUCAAUAAUUACAAAAAAUUUGGUAUCAAACUCGAAAUCGUAACAGACAAGAGUCAAGAAGGUUCUCAGUUUGUACAUGGUUUUGAUGGUAUUGGAAAUGAUGACAGUUAUGGAUUCUUCCUCGAUUAA